GACUAGAAGCUGGUGAACAGAUAUUAUCAUGUCGUUUGUGGUUGAUUCAGUCAUCAUGUUCACCUCACAGGUGCUGUUCUUUGGUUUCGGCUGGUUGUUCUUUAUGCGGCAGCUGUUUAAAGAUUAUGAGGUGCGACAAUAUGUCGUCCAGGUGGUUUUCUCCAUCACGUUUGCUUUUUCAUGUACCAUGUUUGAGCUCAUCAUCUUUGAGAUCCUCGGUGCCUUAAGUAGCAGUUCUAGAUAUUUCCACUGGAAGCUGAAUCUAUAUGUGAUACUGCUGGUUCUGAUCUUUGUCGUGCCUUUCUACAUUGGUUACUUCGUUGUCAGCAACAUACGACUGCUGCAGAGACAGAAGCUUCUUUUCGCGUGUAUGGUUUGGUUUACAUUCAUGUAUUUCUUCUGGAAGUUGGGAGACCCGUUCCCCAUCCUGAGUCCAAAACAUGGCAUUCUCUCCAUCGAGCAGCUAAUCAGUCGUGUCGGUGUUAUCGGAGUCACUCUCAUGGCCCUGCUGUCUGGCUUUGGUGCAGUCAACUGUCCCUACACGUACAUGUCUUAUUUCCUCAGAAACGUAACAGACAGCGACAUCCUCGCUCUGGAGAGGCGGCUGCUGCAGACUAUGGACAUGAUCGUCAGCAAAAAGAAACGAAUUGCAAUGACACGGAGGCAGAUGUACCAGCGUGGAGAGGACCAGAACAAACAGACAGGAUUCUGGGGCAUGAUCAAGAGUGUUACCUCCACACAAACAGGCAGCGAAAACCUCUCCCUGAUCCAGCAGGAGGUGGAUGCUCUAGAGGAGCUGAGUCGACAACUCUUUCUGGAGACUGUGGACCUACAAGCUACCAAGGAGCGGAUUGAGUACUCAAAGACAUUCCAGGGGAAAUACUUCAACUUCCUCGGCUACUUCUUCUCCAUCUACUGUGUUUGGAAAAUCUUCAUGGCCACUAUAAACAUUGUGUUCGAUCGAGUUGGAAAGACAGAUCCGGUGACGAGGGGGAUUGAGAUCACUGUGAACUACUUGGGCAUCCAGUUUGAUGUUAAGUUUUGGUCCCAGCACAUCUCUUUCAUCUUGGUGGGAAUAAUAAUCGUUACAUCCAUUCGUGGCUUACUCAUCACCCUCACUAAGUUCUUCUAUGCCAUAUCAAGCAGCAAGUCGUCCAAUGUCAUCGUGCUCGUCUUGGCUCAGAUCAUGGGGAUGUAUUUUGUAUCGUCCGUGUUGCUGAUGCGUAUGAGCAUGCCGCUGGAGUAUCGCUCCAUCGUGACAGAGGUUCUCGGAGAGCUGCAGUUUAACUUCUACCACCGAUGGUUUGACGUCAUUUUCCUGGUCAGCGCCCUCUCCAGCAUCCUCUUCCUCUAUCUCGCCCACAAGCAGGCACCAGAGAAACACAUGGUGCUCUGAUCCCACACGUCUCUCCUCACCUGGAUGUGACUGCUGAGUCCUGGAGGGGCUUUAAAUCUUUAAAGCUGAAUCCAGACAUAACUUCUUCUCUUUUUUAAGUAUUGGACAUAAUUAUCUGGACUGCAUGUUCCUGAAUCAGGAGCAGCUGAUUGUUAGAUUUAAGGAGAGGGGAAAUAUUGGAGCAAAUGAAUAACCUUCAAAGGCAAGUUCCUUGAAUUAAAAAUGUACAGAAAAAAAUGAGGAUCACAAAAUGAUGUACCAACAAAUGGCAAAAAAAAAAAAACGUUGUUCUUUGUGCUCUUAAAAUGUUUGCCUCUGUGGCCUAAAAGACUUUUUUACUUUCUCAGUCUUAACACACUGGAGCUGAACUAUUCACAGCACUCUCCCACUUCUGUUCUGCUAAGGUUUAAAUAGACUGUAUGAAGGAAAGCUCUCAAGGGGGUAUGAUCUACAUCGUAUGAUCUACAUCCUGAAGACUGAAGUCAUGUAAUUGGAACUAAAUACACAAAAUACGCUGAAUUCAGAUAGAA
Molecule: messenger RNA, 1926 nt
Organism: Labrus mixtus (cuckoo wrasse)
Lineage: Eukaryota; Metazoa; Chordata; Actinopteri; Labriformes; Labridae
Gene: gphra
Product: Golgi pH regulator
Exons: 14
Coding region: 29-1396 (455 amino acids)
Biological process (GO): intracellular pH reduction
Cellular component (GO): Golgi cisterna membrane
Molecular function (GO): voltage-gated monoatomic anion channel activity
Source: RefSeq, a predicted model, not a curated record